CUGUGCUUUAAGUUGCCCCUCAGGUGGCCGCACUGUUCCCGCCUGGAGCCCGCUGGAUGAAUGCUGGAGCCGUCGCCUUACGGCCGGCGCCAGCCAACGGGCCCAACCUUGACGGAGGAGGGACAGCAAUCAGUAAGAACAUAAAAACGUUUCAAAUACAUCAUUACUUUACUGAUCGUCGACUCCGCACCCAAUAGUCGAAAGCAGGAUGUGCCCAGAUACCUCUGCCAGUGCCCAGCCAGAUGAGGGAACCUCGUGGAGAGGGUGCGUGCUGAUUGAGUGGUUCUGCUUCCUGUGUUGUAUAGAUUAUAGCUGAGUGAGGAGGUUCCUCGGAGCAGGGAUAACUUGCUCCGCUCUCAAUCCACUGAGCCCAAGGGAGGCGGAAGAGUUUAAUACCACGUAUUCAGAGAAAAGCAUUACCCCUCAAAGGCACACUCCACAUCACAUCCCACAACAGCAACACAGAUUCCUGGUGGAAACCAAUGCUGCCGGGGAGAAGGAGUGACACAGAGAAAUAUGUGGAGGAUAACCUCAAUGAACAUUUUGCGGUUCUUGCUUUUCCUGAUUCUAAUAAUUGUGUGCUUGAAGAUAUAUUCCAAGUCAAAGCCAAAACAAACUUACACUCCUGUGAAUAGUAACUUCUGGAGUAAGCAUGGAAAAUCAAUAGCAAAUAAACAUGAACUGACGAGCCUGACCAAGGAAAUCUUACAGCAAGGAAAGGAGGAUAUCAAGUCAGUGCUGAAGGCGCCAUCAGACCAUCUGAAAAAUUAUAUUUCUUCAGGGAUGAGAGUCGUGCACUUGGAUCUCAAAGGAGCUCCACCCAAACUUGCUUAUCUGAAACAGAUCUUUCCACUUCUGUCCAGUAUCGGGGCCAAUGGUAUAUUAAUGGAAUACGAGGAUACAUUUCCUUACUCUGACGAUCUUGAAAUCCUCAAGUCUACCUAUGCAUACAGUUCUGCUGACAUUGACGAGAUUCAGCAGCUGGCUGAGAGCAAUAACCUGAAGGUUAUACCCUUAAUUCAAACCUUUGGCCAUAUGGAGUUUGUUCUCAAGCACAACAAAUAUCGGCACCUCCGAGAGGUGAGGAAAUACCCCAAUAGCCUCAAUCCUCAUUUACCAGAAUCUCUGAAUUUAGUGAAGAAGAUGCUCUCUCAGGUACUUGCCAAGCACAAGAAAUCUACCUGGCUCCACAUAGGGGCUGAUGAGGUUUUUUACCUUGGGGAAAGCACUGAAUCCAAACAAUGGAUAAACAAGGGACGAGGUGAUAUUGGACAAAUAUUCCUAAAGCACAUCAAGGAAAUUGUGCAUUUUGUGAUCAACAUGUACCCUGGCCUUAAACUUCUGAUGUGGGACGAUAUGUUGCGGAAGAUUAGAAACGAAAAAAUCCAUGAAACUGGUAUAGCUGAACACAUCACUCCAAUGAUGUGGUUCUAUCAGCGACAUUUUGAUGUUGCCAAAGUAGAGCAACUCCUCACUAAGUAUGUGGACAGUGGAUUCAGAAGCAUCUGGUUUGCAAGUGCAUUUAAAGGGGCUACUGGUGUUGGCCAGGUCUUGACCCCAAUCCAGAACCACCUAGAAAAUCACCUUCAGUGGUUGUGGGUUAUUCAAUCUAUGUCACAGUUCCCAUUGCUUCACUUCCAAGGAUUGGCAUUAACAGGCUGGCAAAGGUACGAUCAUUUCUCUACACUAUGUGAGCUCCUGCCAGUUGCAAUCCCAUCCCUGGUGGUCUGCAUGCAAGCUGUGUCUUUUGGAUCUUAUACAGAUGAAGCAAAAGCCAAGGCACAGGAGAUUUUGGGAUUUGAAAAUAUCAUCCUGGACAGCAAUCUGAGUGAAGGAGAUGGAACAUUUGCAGGGGUUGAAAUUUAUCACAUGGUUCAUUGGAUCUAUCGAAAUCUGAAAUCUGAAGUAACAAACAUUCUGGCAAAUAACAGAACAAUCGAUGGAUGGUUCAACCAUUACCACAGAAAACAUCGGUUUGGAAAUCCUAAAACCAUGGAACUAUUUGGCAGCAGAAUAAUCCAAAUUCACACUAAGUGGGAGGACUACAUGGGGAGGUUCCGUGACCAGAUGGAGAAGAUUUUCUUUCCCGACACCGUGGAAGAAUGGAUGGAAGUCCACGUGAACUUAUACAUGGACCCUCUGCGAGAGUUUGUGAAAGAUUACAAAGAAACUAUCACAUUGAUGGGUGCACCUAAACAAUGAAUAGAAAGUCAACGGAAGUAAGUUUGCGGAAUGACUAGAAGCCAUCCAUUUAUACAGUUGCUGUAUAUGCAUAAUACAACAGGUAGAGGGAAAAUAUCGAAUCACAGGUUCUAGGUACUGCAUCAUCAUAUUAGUUUGCCAAAGGUUGCGACUUCUGUUAGUUUGACUCUUUAUGUAUUUUACACAUAAAACUGGAAAAAUAUCUUGUGAAA
Amblyraja radiata (thorny skate) is the source of this 2414-nucleotide messenger RNA. Its product is annotated as hexosaminidase D-like. The transcript is spliced from 16 exons. Gene Ontology annotation, molecular function: hexosaminidase activity. NCBI's taxonomy places the organism in Eukaryota, Metazoa, Chordata, Chondrichthyes, Rajiformes, Rajidae. The record is from RefSeq and is a predicted model, not a curated record. Bases 517 to 2202 code for a protein of 561 amino acids. Gene Ontology annotation, biological process: carbohydrate metabolic process.